Molecule: messenger RNA, 3352 nt
Organism: Rhincodon typus (whale shark)
Lineage: Eukaryota; Metazoa; Chordata; Chondrichthyes; Orectolobiformes; Rhincodontidae
Product: CTP synthase 1-like
Exons: 8
Coding region: 30-896 (288 amino acids)
Biological process (GO): pyrimidine nucleobase biosynthetic process; CTP biosynthetic process
Cellular component (GO): cytoophidium; cytoplasm
Molecular function (GO): CTP synthase activity; identical protein binding
Source: RefSeq, a predicted model, not a curated record
CACGUGUGUUUGGUGAGUGUUGCCAACUGAUGUUGCCAGUUUCAGGGAGAAUUCUCCGCAAUUUCCAGAGGCUGCGGCUCACUCAUUGCAACCGGGUGCAGGGCGAGACCAAAAGACAAAUGAAGUACAUUUUGGUGACUGGUGGCGUGAUAUCGGGGAUUGGAAAAGGUAUAAUUGCCAGCAGCAUUGGAACCAUCCUGAAGUCUUGUGGGCUACAUGUCACCUCAAUCAAAAUCGACCCGUACAUUAAUAUUGAUGCUGGAACAUUCUCCCCAUAUGAACAUGGUGAGGUGUUUGUGUUGGAUGACGGCGGUGAGGUAGAUUUGGAUCUGGGAAACUAUGAGCGGUUUCUAGACAUCCGUUUAACAAGAGACAACAACAUUACAACGGGGAAGAUCUACCAAUCGGUGAUUAACAAAGAAAGGAAAGGAGAUUAUCUGGGCAAAACCGUACAAGCUAGUGUCAUUAUUUUUAAAAAAGUUUUAACUGUCUUUUCUGUGCUUCCUUCAGGGAGGUUGUAUAAGGAUUGUGACUACAUUGAAGAACGUCACAGGCAUCGAUACGAGGUAAAUCCAGCAAUGAGAAAUAACUUUGAAGAAAAGGGAUUUCGUUUCGUUGGCCAGGAUGUGGAGGGAGAACGAAUGGAAAUAAUCGAACUAGACGAGCAUCCCUAUUUUGUUGGCGUCCAGUACCAUCCAGAAUUCACCUCCAGACCAAUGAAACCGUCGCCACCUUACUUGGGCCUGAUGUUGGCUGCUUCAGGAAAGCUUCAACGUUACUUGGAAAAGGGUUGCCGGCUGUCGCCCAGGGAUACCUACAGUGAUCAAAGUGGGAGCAGUUCACCUGAUUCUGAAAUUGUUGAUUUAAAACUGUCAGCCAUUCUAACACAGGAAUAAUAUUUGGUGUCGCUUCAUUCUACAGCUCUGAAUGGUUGGUGUAUGAACUACAACUUCCUGUUGAUUUCACAGUAUUACGUAUUUGGUCUGUUGGUCUCGUCCACACAGCACACUGCCUGAGAGCCAUCGUUUGUUUCAUUUCGUGUUACUUUGUGAGCGUCAGUGAAAAUCGUAUCCAUUUAUUAUAUAAAAGGAAUUACCUUUCGUUCAUGUCUCCUGACAUAAGCCUGCAUAGAUUUUAGAGUUAAGUUUUUGAAUCUUGGAUUUUUCUACAGUGACAUAAAAUCAAAGUAACGUAUUGUAAUGGAAUUAGCAAGGAUCAUGUGGCAUACAUUUGGGACAUCGCAAUGUAACACCAAUUGUUCAUUUUGAAAAGUUCCUAUCUCCCAACGUUCUUAUGUUUAUGGCAAACUGUACUUUUCUUUUGACACUACCUCUGCAAAAUGUCGUUUUAACAGUGUGCUACUUCAUUUUUAUUUAGACUCCUGUGUCUGAUUCAAGUUUCUCCUGAUGUUUUGUUUUCUUUUAUACCUCAGUAUGUUGCAGGUGUAGGGUUGGAAGGAUUGCAUUUUUCUGUUUAGUUUAUGCACUGUUAAACUCAGUGUGAAACUGGGACUGUAAAAGUUUAUUUCAUGUUGUUGAGAGAUGUAACUUCUUAUUUUUACACAAGGGUGGAAUUACUUGACUUUGUUUAGAAAAUGCAGUCACAUUAUUGCCAUAAAGAAUCAACAAUCAGGCUGUAAUUUGGGACUGUACUCUUUCAUGUUUCCAUUCAUUGCAAUCAAGUGAACUACAGCUGAUUUUUGUAGUUUGGGAGCAGAUUGUUUAAGAAGCAGCAGCAUAUUAACUUAGCAUUUCAGCCUUGUUCCAGCAAUUAAAUUUUAAUAAAUACCUAGGUUAGAACCAGCAUUGAAAGGGCUGUCUCAGAAGUUCCCCAGUUUAAAAAGGAGGUUGUAAUUCGCUAAGACUCACCCACAUAUUUUCCACAUCUCGAUGGAGUGAGAACUGCUUGCUUUACUCAGCAGCCAUAUUGGCAUUCACACACAGAAGUAAGAAUGAUCCCAUCGUCAUCUGGUUCCUGCUCGAGUUCUUGCUUUGGAUUCAGGGCUGGAACUGGAUGAAAAAUCACCAAAGAGUCGCACCAGAGACGUCACUUCAAGAGUAUGAUUAAAUGUUCCUCUUCGCCUUUAGAAUUGUUUUGAGACAUUGUUCCCAACUCAUUCCCAUGGACUUUAAGUCAGUUUAGAUGCAGCAUACUUGGCUUGACAGGGUAGAUGCUGAAAGGCGGUUUGCCCACGUUGACUAAGCUGGAAAUUAAAUGGGACGACCUCAGGAUAAGGAAUCGACAAUCUGGGACUAGAUGAGGUGAAAUUUCUUCUCCCAAAAAGUUUUCAAUCUUUGGAAUUCUCUGAGCAUCAUUAGAUCUCUAUGGUUGUCUCUGAACUUGUUCAAGACAAGGGUUGAUAGAUUUUUGGGAAUCAAGGGAUAUGGGGGAUAGUCCAUGAAGGUGGCAUUUUGUUCAAUCAGCCACUUGCUUACUGGAAGACACAGCAAACUUGGCUUCAGCUUGUAUUUCUUUGGUAACUUUAGAUUUUUUAUUUAUUCAUGGGAUGUGGGCAUUGCUGCCUGUUCCUAAUUGCCUAGAGGGCAGUUAAGUGUCAACCACAUUGCUGACAGUCUGGAGUCACGUAGAGACCAGACCCAGUAAGGAUGGCAAUUUCUGUCCCCAAAGGGCAUUCGUGAAUCAGAUAGGUUUUUCCAACAAUCAACACUGUCAUCAUUAUCCUCUUAGUUCUAGAUUCUUAAAAAUUGAUUACAAAUUUCACCAUCUGACGUGGUGGAAUUUGAACCUAGGUCCUCACUUCAGUGCCCAUAUCUCUGGCUUAAUAGUUCAGCAAUAAUACCCACCAGGCCAUCCCCUCCCCUGGAGUUUGAUGCUGGAGUAAUGGUGGUGACUAAUGACGAGGUUCAGCCUGAUACAAGAGUGGAAUUGUGAACAAGCUCAUUUACCUUGUUGAUGAUAACCAACAACCCAAACGAAUGGUAUCCGAGAAGCCCAAUCUUGAUCACCUUGGUUUAUUCUAAUUUGGGUAGAUGCAACACUUGGCAGCUUAAAACCAGCAAACUUAUGGCAAAACAGAAACAUAUUUUGUCCAUGGUUAGACCCCUUCCCUGGCACUUUAACACAAGAGUCUGAACCUAUCAAUGCAAAAUAUCCAUUUAACAGCAUGCAACAGGACAGGGUUUGUAUUUCCCCUCGCUCCGUGGUUAAUUAAACUUUAACCAAGUGGGAAGAGCCAUAGCUGGAGAGUGAAUUUUGUGGAGUGCAAGUGGGUAUUUAUCAUAACCCCAAGCUGUACCAAACUUGAAAUGAAACUGUGCCUGCUUUUAUAAUUCAUCAUGGAAAGAAACUCUUGAUUCAUAUAAUCUUGCAAUAAAGAUGAAUGGAAGUAUUA